This is a messenger RNA of Funneliformis mosseae, 1641 nucleotides long. The record is from the annotation of a GenBank genome assembly. NCBI's taxonomy places the organism in Eukaryota, Fungi, Glomeromycota, Glomeromycetes, Glomerales, Glomeraceae.
AUGGAAAAACAACGUUUUACUAAUUUUAUUAAAAGAAAAUAUUUUUCCUCAGAAGUUACUAAUAAGUUAGAAAUUAAAGAAAUAAAUGGAGUAAAAGAAGAAAUAAAUGAAAUUUACGUAGACGCAAAAACAACUGAAGAAAUUUCUGAAAUUUCUUUACAAGAAAAUAGUAUUGCCGAAGUAGCAAAAACUUUAACUGAAUUAGAGCAAAAUUGUAUGUUGAUACCCUCGUAUGCCAAACGCGUAGUUAACGAGAAAGGAAAUACCGAAUGGCUGGUGCGAGUUCGUGGUUGGGCCUUUGGAACCAGACAAAGCCGAAGAAAAAAGUUGGUAAUAGGGAUGGCAAAACGUUUUGCUGGAGUGCACAAAGAUGAUGAAGAAAGUAGAGAAAAAAGUAGAUUAUUAGAGGAGAGAUUUUCAAUGUUAUUGGCAAAAAAUCUUCGAAACCAAGAGUACAAAGUGCAAAUAGUCAGCUUAGCCCAUCCAACACAUAUGGAGUUAGAUGAAGACCCUGAAGUAAAUGAGAACGACGACGAAGUAAGUGAAUAUUCAACAGCUUACCAGGAUCUUCAUCCAUCGACUCAUAUCACGAGUAAUACCGGACAUUUUUGUGGUACCAUCCAAAUCCCGGUAGAGAUUGUUGAUGAGUGGGUGGAUAAAGCUCAAAAAGAAGGAAUCAGAGACGGAAAUCACGUGAGAUUGUUGAAACUGGAAGCUACACCAGAAGGGAGAAAACUUACUCGUCCAUCACAUGGAUUCGCAUGUUUAAUCGAAGACGAAGGGAUAUCUGUUAUAUCAGAUAUUGAUGAUACAAUAAAAUUAACAGAAAUUACAAGUGGUCCACGCACCGCUCUCUCAAACACAUUUUUAUACGAUUUAGUAGAAAUUCCUGGAAUGGCAGAUGUAUAUACGGAAUGGUAUAACAAAGGCGCAUCAAUUCACUACGUUUCGAAUUCCCCUUGGCAACUCUUUCCAAUGUUAAAACAAUUUAUAAAACGUUUUCCACCUGGUUCAGCACAUUUAAAAUUUUAUAAUGAUUUGUUAAAGAAUUUCCUUUUUGACGAACCAGGAUUUUCAAAGAUUACAUACAUUAAAGAAAUUCUUGAGGACUUUCCUAAUCGAAAAUUUAUCCUUAUUGGAGAUAGUGGUGAAAUUGAUAUGGAAAUAUAUUCUAAGAUAGCAAAGCAAUAUCCAAGUCAGAUUUUGCAUGUGUUUAUUCGAGAUGUGUCUACAGAACGUCUCAAAAGUAAAUCUUCAUCAUCCACCAAACGAACACGAUCGUUUCCAACUAUCCUCAAACGCUCAUUAUCAAGUUCAUCUCUUAACACAAAGCCAAAGCCUCCGGUAGUAGACACAUCUGCCAAAUAUUUAUUCAAUUCAGAAGAUUUGGUGCAAUCACCCGAUACCUUAACACCAACGACGCCAACGACGCCAACGACUCCUACUGAAGUUGAUUAUAAUACACAUCUACAACAAUUUCAUGAAAAAGUUAAUGCAUGUAAGGAGUCAAUUCCUAAAGGUGCAUUUACACUUUUUAAGGAUAGUCAUGAAUUGCAAGAAAAUGAGGAAGUUAAUAGAGAAUUUGAUAUGUUACUAGAGAAACAACAACACAGAACAUCUCGACAAAAUACUCUAAAUUAG